Molecule: messenger RNA, 970 nt
Organism: Diachasma alloeum
Lineage: Eukaryota; Metazoa; Arthropoda; Insecta; Hymenoptera; Braconidae
Product: coiled-coil domain-containing protein 124
Exons: 4
Coding region: 155-778 (207 amino acids)
Biological process (GO): transcription by RNA polymerase II
Cellular component (GO): nucleus
Molecular function (GO): transcription coactivator activity
Source: RefSeq, a predicted model, not a curated record
CUCGGACAUAUCGGAAAGUGGAAAAGACACGGUGCAAGCAGACAUUACCUUCGGCAAGUGCAUGUGUCGUAGAAAAUGUCACUCUUUUUUAAGGACAGGUGAUCGGAGCUAAAUAGCCGAAAUUUCGAGCUACCGGAUAUUUUGAGUGGUAAAAAUGCCGAAGAAAUUCGUAGGUGAGAAUAGUAAAGCCGUAGCUGCUAGAGCUCGCAAGGCAGCUGCGAAGGAGGCUGAGCACUCCCGAAAAGCUCAAGAGGCUGAGGACAAAGCUUGGGAGGAUGAUGAUAAACAAAUUCAGAAAAAGAAACAGAAACAGGAGGAACUAGAAAGAAAACGCCUCCAACAAUUGGAAAAGAAGGCAGAGGCGAAAGCCCUUCUCGAGCAAGAAUUGGCGACAAUAAAAAUAGGUGGUAAACAGUCAGCCUCAAAGAUCACAAGAGCAGAGAUAAUGUCAGCCACCGAGAAGCGAAACCAAGUGGCAAUGAAGAAGAAGGACGAUGAGAAACCGAUUGAGGAGAAUCUCAACAGAAUCGUGUUGGAAGGCGAAACCGCUCACGGAAUUGACGAGGCCCUCUCGAUCUUAAGCGUGAAAGAUCCCGAGAUCGAUCGUCACCCCGAGAAGCGCGUGAGAGCGGCUUACCUCAGUUUUGAGGAGCGCAUGAUGCCGAUAAUAAAGGAGCAAAAUCCAACCCUGAGACUUAGUCAGCUCAAACAGAUACUGAAGAAAGAAUGGAUGAAGUCACCUGAUAAUCCCCUGAAUCAGAGGCUCAUGAACAACUGAAACGAAACCGACUAAUAAAGUAUAAAACGGAGAAUUGUGGUGUUUUAAACGAUGCAAUCAACAAUACGAGAAUAAUUAAUAAUUUAUCAUUGAAAUCAAUGUGGUAGGAUACAUGGAGCAAAUAACAUUCAUAAAUCAUCUUUGGUACAUAACUGAACAUGCACAAAAUAUACAAAAUAAAAUACUCAACAA